Carassius carassius (crucian carp) is the source of this 1028-nucleotide messenger RNA. RefSeq names its product growth factor, augmenter of liver regeneration (ERV1 homolog, S. cerevisiae) (gene gfer). Lineage: Eukaryota; Metazoa; Chordata; Actinopteri; Cypriniformes; Cyprinidae. Bases 36 to 605 code for a protein of 189 amino acids. The record is from RefSeq and is a predicted model, not a curated record. Gene Ontology annotation, molecular function: flavin-dependent sulfhydryl oxidase activity; flavin adenine dinucleotide binding. Gene Ontology annotation, cellular component: mitochondrion. The transcript is spliced from 3 exons. Gene Ontology annotation, biological process: liver development.
CCUGGUAGUACAUAACACGUUGUGCGAGUUCAAACAUGGCAACUCCUGCCGGGUCGCGGUCCUCAACGCAUAACACCGCGCGUAUGGAGGGCUUCCCGUUCCCCGUGGCUGGCAGACCGCCCGAGGACAGCAUGACUAACGAUCAGACCACUACCGGAGAGCCGAAAAAGAAACCGUGCCGAGCUUGUACGGAUUUUAAAUCAUGGAUGAAGCUGCAGAAACAGACGUCCUCCGCUUCAGUGGCGCAGGAGAGCAGGGCGCCUGUCGAAUGCCCUCUGGACAGAGAGGAACUGGGCAGGAGCUCAUGGUCUUUUCUUCACACUAUGGCUGCAUAUUAUCCUGACGCACCGACCACUGAACAACAGGGGGAGAUGACACAGUUCAUCAACCUCUUCUCAAAGGUUUUCCCAUGUGAUGAAUGUGCAGAGGACUUGCGAUCAAGAUUGAAAACAAAUCAACCAGAUGCUAGCAGCCGGCACAACCUCUCACAGUGGAUGUGUCGCCUCCAUAAUGACAUCAACAUCCGAUUAGGCAAGCCAGAGUUUGACUGCAGCAAGGUGGAUGAGAGAUGGCGAGAUGGCUGGAAAGAUGGAUCUUGUGACUAAAAACCUCCAACACAAUCAUGAACAUGAGCAAUAUGCAGCCAUACACUGAUUCUGUGGACCUGUCCUUUUCGUUUCAAGUGCCAUUCAGGAGCCAUGCAUAAACAUGAUACAUUUUGACUUUGCACUAAUUGAUGGAGUGAUUUAUUAAUAUAUAGUUUUCUGUAUUGUGCUUCUAAUCAAGAGCAUUGCUGUUUACAAGAGUAUGGCAUUACGGCCCAUAUUAUUUUGUAAUUAUUGAGCUCUCAGUGGAUGUGAACAGCCCAGAGGCAACUGGAUGAGCUUUGUUUAGAGCAGUGGUUCUCAGUAUUUCUUACUUCAAGUUUAACUCCCUCAUUGUAAAACAAUAACUGACUAUUCCUCCGCUAGAAUAUGUUAUUGACAGAAAUGUUGAGUGGCAAUUAAAGGAAUAGUUUAAGAAUGAAA